UAUUUUAGUUAAAAAUAUUUAUUGGACAAUAUUAAACAAAUUUAUGAUGUUUAAGCUAAUUAAAUUAAAUUAUGUUCGUAGUUGUGUUCAUAUACCGAAUAAUUCAUAUGCAUCACCUAGUGGAAUUAUUUCAUUGGGAAAGUCUAAAAAAAAACUGGGCAAAGGAGGUCCAGUUUUAGAAAAAUCUGAAAUUCCUGUUGAAACUGAUGCCAAAAAAUUAAUUAAUUUUGUAUGUGGGAGUAAUAUACUAAAAGAAGGGCAAGAUGUAGAAAUAAAGCCUAACUCAGAAUACCCAGACUGGCUUUGGAAUUUGAAUAUAGGUGGACCAGUACCAUUACAAGAAUUGGAUCCUAAUUCAAAACAAUAUUGGCUCAGAGUACGGAAAUUAGCAAUGAGAAGGAAUAACUUACUAAAUAAAUUAAAAAGGUUUUAGGCAUAUUAUAUAAUAUGAUAGAUUUAUAAAUAGUGAUAACA
This is a messenger RNA of Melanaphis sacchari, 474 nucleotides long. It is a transcript of the gene mRpL54, whose product is annotated as 39S ribosomal protein L54, mitochondrial. Gene Ontology annotation, cellular component: mitochondrial large ribosomal subunit. The record is from RefSeq and is a predicted model, not a curated record. Gene Ontology annotation, molecular function: structural constituent of ribosome. The transcript is spliced from 3 exons. NCBI's taxonomy places the organism in Eukaryota, Metazoa, Arthropoda, Insecta, Hemiptera, Aphididae. Bases 44 to 433 code for a protein of 129 amino acids.